Messenger RNA from Danaus chrysippus (African queen), 711 nucleotides. The record is from the annotation of a GenBank genome assembly. NCBI's taxonomy places the organism in Eukaryota, Metazoa, Arthropoda, Insecta, Lepidoptera, Nymphalidae.
AUGUACUUAUUUAAAAGACAGAGACCUGAUUUAAAGGCAAUAUGCACUUUAGUACAAAAGUUCAGCAUAGCGAAGAAGUCUCAUUAUGAAGUUUUAAAUGUACGAAAGAACUGUACAGAAAAGGAGAUUAAAGAUGCAUUCAUUAAGCUUAGCAAAGAGUAUCACCCAGACAAAAACAAGAGUUCUCAAGCACAGCAACAGUUUGUGGAGAUAGUUGAAGCUUACAAUGUCCUGAGCAAGCCUGGCAGUCGGUCUAGAUAUGAUUUAAAUAGCCAUCAAACAAGUAACUCAAAUGUUUAUAAAACAUAUCCUUCUUACGACUAUAAGUACAAAGCUUAUAAUAAUCAGUACUAUAAUAAUUACACAAAUAAUAAUUCUACCAAUCAGAAUCAGAAUUCGGAUGCAUAUUAUGGACUGAAAGGAAUCCGAAAAGUACCGAAUGUAGUAAUCAUCAUGAUUUGUUUUGGUGUUGCCAUUGUCGGAUUAUUUUUACAAAUACUCGUUAUAAGCCGUUCUUACCACUUUCAUAGAAAAAGGAUAGAUGAGAAAUCUAUAAGAUUGGCUGAAGAAUUGGAAAAAGUUAGAGCAGCUGCUAGGGAGAAAACCAAUGAAAUGCAGACACAGCAAAUUUUAGACAAAAUAGUUACAGCAGCGAACCCAUCAAUUGCGACCGCUUCACUAGGACAGGCAUUGGCUACUGAGAAAAAGUGA